AUGAUUACUUCAGCUCUCCCGUUCGGAAAACUUCCAAGCACGCCAUACCCCGCCUUUGGCAACAUGGCAAUAACGGGGAUGUUUCUCCACACCGUCUCCUCCGCCACCCACGUCCACCUCAUCGACUUCGGAGAACUCCUCCCCUUCCACCUGCCCACCAUCAUGGAACUUUUAGCUGCCCGCCCGGGCGGCCCGCCGCACCUCCGCGUCACGGGGUUGGACACGACGACUUUCGUCUGCCCGGGGCGGAAGGAUUUUAAGAGCCUGCGGGCGGUAGCGGAGGUGGGGAGGAGGCUGAGGGGGAUGGCCAUGCGGCUGGGAGUGCCUUUCGAGUUUGAGUACGUGGAUAUUGACGAGAAUCAGCUGCACCUUCUGUACCAGGUGAGUUUAAGCAUCCCUCGUAUGCCAAGUACCAUAUGUACGAAGGGGAAUGGGCCAAUGGCGAUCCGGCUAGGCGUGCCGUUCGAGUUUGAGUAUGUGGAUAUAGACGAGAGUCAGCUGCACCUUCUGUACCAGGUGAGUGUGUCUGUUCACUAUUCGAGUGGUGGCGGAGGUGGGAACGAGGCUGAGGGGGAUGGCGAUGCGGCUGGGAUGAUACGAUGUGAAUAUCUCUCCCCUCUCUAUCUCUCCCCUCUCUAUCUCUCCCCUCUCUAUCUCUUCCUCUCUCUCUAUCUCUCCCCUCUCUAUCUCUCCCCUCUCUAUCUCUUCCCUCUCUAUCUCUCCCCUCUCUAUCUCUCCCCUCUCUAUCUCUUCCCUCUCUAUCUCUCCCCUCUCUAUCUCUCCCUUACUCUCCCCAUUCCUCUGCAGGUCAAGAGGAGGUGGAGUGAAACACUGGUGGUGUGCGCACAUCUCGAGCUCAUGAACUUCCCAGAUGAUUCUGUUAUGGACCGAGGGCCCAGAGACUGCAUUCUCAGGUGGAUCCACGACUUAAAGCCCGCGCUCUUCACCUUUGUCGAGAUGGAUCUUGACUCCAACGCCCGCCCGUUCCUCUCCCGAUUCCAACACGCCCUCGACUACCACCUCUCCGUUUUCUCCUCCCACGACGCUCUAAUUGGCGCGGCCGACAAGCGCCUACUUUCCAUUUUCGAGGAGCUUUAUUUUGGCCGGGCGAUCGUGAAUAUUGUGUCCUGUGAAGGGGUGGAGCGGUUGCAUCGGCCCGAGACUCUGGACCAAUGGCGGGGGAGGAUGCUCAGGCUCGGGUUUGCGCCGAAGCAGAUCCCCGGAGCUGUUACCGAGGCUAUGCAUAGUAUGCUGAAAAGGUUUCCUCUUGGGUUUGGGUUAUUGCUAGAGGAUGGGGCUAUCAGGCUAGCUUGGAGAGGAACUACAGCUGUUCUUGCCCUUGGCUGGCUGGAGGAAGCGGCGCGGGAGCGGAAAGAGCGGCUGCGAGCGUUAAGGGAGGCGGCGUCGAUCGUCACAACUGACGGCGAGAAGACGGCUAGCCUGCUAGCAGACGGCGACGAUGGAAAGGAGAACGAGCCUGCAGCGGAGGUUCGGUUCCGGAGCUACUUGCCUCGGGACGACCAGCUGAUGGAGAGGAAGCUUCCUCCAGCGCAGCUCCCCAAGUUCCAGGAACCUACCGCCGCUCAGCCGCUAUUCCUAGACCCGAAUGAGGACCCAGUGACAGCCAUCGCUCCUCGCAAGCCCAACUGGGACUUACGGCGGGACGUGGCAAAGCGACUAGCCAAGCUGGAGAGACAGACGCAACGAGCAAUGAUUGAACUCAUGAGGGAAGAAGAGGAGAGGCGGCAGCAGCAAGAGUCGGGCAUAGAAGGGUCUUGA
Molecule: messenger RNA, 1779 nt
Organism: Closterium sp. Yama58-4
Lineage: Eukaryota; Viridiplantae; Streptophyta; Zygnematophyceae; Desmidiales; Closteriaceae
Source: the annotation of a GenBank genome assembly